GGCGCACCCAACGUUACCCGAAAGGCUUAAUGAGGAUGUUCUUAGUGCCGUCUCUGGUGGCUGUCGUAUUUUUCAUCACACAGUACAUAGAAAAAGAGUAUUGUGAAGGAGAGGAGGAAGUGGCCACACUGACGAAGGAGCUGCUGGAGCUGGAGGAGGACAUGAGCUAUGCUGUGCUGGACGACGACGAUGACCAACAAACACAACACCACUCGGCUGAGCGUGACUCUGACAAGGAGGGACCCACACAUAUAGUGACCUCCACAGCAGUAUGCCUGCAGGACCUGGGACUCAUGGCCGCCUACCUUGGUCUACAUGCUGGCCGCGUACCUGCCCGGUACCGCCACCCGUUCACCCAGAGCAGCAUCUACUCCUCCGUGGACAGUGUAGCCAGGGCCCAGGCUGCAGCAUACGCCAUGUGGGGCGUCCAU
Molecule: messenger RNA, 431 nt
Organism: Procambarus clarkii (red swamp crayfish)
Lineage: Eukaryota; Metazoa; Arthropoda; Malacostraca; Decapoda; Cambaridae
Source: RefSeq, a predicted model, not a curated record